This is a messenger RNA of Dendroctonus ponderosae (mountain pine beetle), 1479 nucleotides long. RefSeq names its product MAPK/MAK/MRK overlapping kinase. Lineage: Eukaryota; Metazoa; Arthropoda; Insecta; Coleoptera; Curculionidae. Gene Ontology annotation, biological process: protein phosphorylation; intracellular signal transduction. Bases 258 to 1466 code for a protein of 402 amino acids. Gene Ontology annotation, cellular component: nucleus; cytoplasm. The record is from RefSeq and is a predicted model, not a curated record. Gene Ontology annotation, molecular function: protein serine/threonine kinase activity; ATP binding. The transcript is spliced from 8 exons.
GAAGGAGCCUUUUCCGAAGUUCUCAAAUGUCUGAACAAAGACACUGGCGAGCUGUAUGCGGCCAAACGGCUGAAAAGAUUCUACAAAUCGUCUGUUUCUAGUUGUGAGUUUGCACUCAAUCACAAUUUUCUUGUUUCAGGGAAUCGUCGGUUGUAAAGUGUGCAGAAGUGGUGGCUGUCCGGAAAGUGCCGUUUCACUCCAACAUCCUCAACAUCUUCGAGUACCACUAUUACUCGUUUUCAGGUCAGGUAACCUUUAUGUUAGAGCUCAUGGACAUGAGCUUGCAUGAUUAUCUGGAGAAUUGCAAGAAGUCGGAGAACCAGUCUAGGGGCCUAACGGAGCAGAGGGCCAAAGAAUAUCUCUACCAGGUGCUGAGGGGGCUGGAGCAUCUUCACAGAAACGGGAUGUUCCAUCGGGAUGUUAAGCCGGAAAAUAUCCUGAUCAAGUUUCCCUCCAUAGACGGCACGAGCUUGCAGAGACUAAGAAGGUGUGAAAUUAUCAAGCUGGCGGACUUGGGGGCAAUGAGGGGCUUCUACAGCGUCCCCCCGUACACUGAGUACAUCUCAACCCGCUGGUAUCGCUCUCCGGAGUGCCUCCUCUCCAAUGGCCACUACGGCCCUAAAAUGGACGUAUGGGCGGCCGGAUGCGUUUUUUUCGAAAUGUUGACAUUGAUGCCGCUUUUCCCUGGCAGUAGCGAAGUGGACCAACUCUACAAAAUUCACAACGUUCUCGGUUCCCCAAGCAUACAGUUUAUUAACAAACUGAAUUCCUGGUCCCGGAAUUGCGUCAUUUUCCCCAAAAUUAGGGGAACUGGCUUGGAGCCGCUUUUGCCGCAAGCGACUCCCCAAACCAGGGGCGUUUUGGAGCUGAUGAUCGAGUACGAUCCCGAUAAACGCAUCAAUGUGCGUAGACUCCUAAAGAACCCCUAUUUUGACAGUGUCCGGUACAAGUUUGAGCCCACGAUGGAAGGCCAGCCAAGAUUCGCGUCCUAUAAAAUUCCAAAGUAUGGAAAGAGACGCCAUGGCGAUGUUACAGCAGUGAAGCCAAAAAUCAGUAAGCGAGAGCUCGUGCCGGAUGAGGCAAAACGUCGCUAUCACUCCAAGGGUGCAACACCCUCUAUCGAAAUCCCCUACUAUUCCGCUGCCACGAGCUCUGGAAAAGGGAAGCAGGUGACUUUGCCAUUAGUGGACCACAAAAUUUCGCGCUGCGUCGAUAUCAACCGCGUCGAUUCCUCCGAUUCCAACAAGAGCGGCCUAUCAAGGAAAGGCGGCAUUAGGAAGAGCGUGGAACUUAUCCUGAAGUCUUCCAAAAAUUCCGCAUCAAGCAAGCAUUCGAUUUCGAAGGAAAAGGCCGACCCCCGAAGGUUUUAUUCAAAGUCUCUGCCCAUUCCAAGAAGAGCCCGCUCUCUUGAAGCUCGACCUAUUUUAUCCAGUCCAGAAGUCCAAAAUUACUGUAAAGAGCAAUAAACCUUCCACAUGA